This is a messenger RNA of Adineta steineri, 1002 nucleotides long. The record is from the annotation of a GenBank genome assembly. NCBI's taxonomy places the organism in Eukaryota, Metazoa, Rotifera, Eurotatoria, Adinetida, Adinetidae.
AUGCACAUCAAUCUUACACGGAUAUCGAAUGUAUCAGAUAAUGAUUGUAUUCUAUAUCGAUUUAUUUCGAUUAUAUUUAUUUGUAUUUCAAUUCCAUCAUUUACUUAUAAUAUUCGUUUUAUAUCUACUGAACGUCAUCGAUUAAAUCCAUUAGCAUUAAGUUUAAUUGUAAAUUCACUUGUAUUAACCAUUUUUAGUUCACCUUAUAUAUUAACUCAAUCAAUAAAAUGUACUCCAAUACAAUCGUAUUUUAUCUGUUCGUCUCAAGGUUUUAUUUGUUUUACAUGCGGUAUUUGUGUAAUGUAUACAAUGUGUUUAUUAUCAUUUAUUCAAUAUAUUCGAUUAUUUUAUAAUUCAACUAUCAUCUAUCGUAUAAUCAAUCAUAAGAAUAGUGUUUUAAUACCAUUUUUAUGUUGGUUUAUAUCAUUGCUCUGGUCAUUUCCACCAUAUAUGAAUAUAAAACCCGGUUUUAUGCGUGAAGGUCAAGGUUUUGAUUGUGGUCUUAAUUGGAAAAGAAUAGAUAUUGAAAGUCAUAUAUAUAUGUUAUUAGCUUUUAUAUUUAUCUAUUUUUUACCAUUAUUUUGUUUAUUAUAUACACAUAUUCGUAUGUUAAUAGCAAUACGUAAACUUGUCUAUCGACGAUAUCCAAUAAUAUCUCAAACUACGAAAACAAUGUCAAUUGAUAUGCGUCAUAGAUUUUUUCAUAUGUUUACCAUUGCUGAAAGUAAUCGUCUUAAACGUCUUCGAAUUGAUCGAAGAUUUGCUCGAGCAACAAUGAUUACUGUAUUCUAUUAUAUAUUAGCUUGGACACCCUAUGCAAUAUGUGGUAUAUUACAAAUCAUUUUUGCUAUGAAAUAUAUUCAUUAUCAACUUCCAUCUAUGCUAUUAACAUUAUCAGCAUUAAUAGCAAAAAUGGCAGUUAUUGGACAAUCAUGUAUUUAUUUCUAUACUAUACAACCAGCAAAUAAACGAUUUUCAUUAACAUCAGCAACUUUAAAAUAA